AUGUUUCCAAUAGUAACGGUUAUUAUAUUUCUGGCAGGACAAGUAAAUGGUCAGUAUGGCAAUUUAGCAUCAUUGAUCGGUGAUUCACUUACACCGAACAUUCUCGGUAAUUCAGCUAACGGUGCCUCAGGUCUUCUUGGCACUCUUGGAACAUUAUAUCAAAUUGCUCAAGGUGCCUUACGAUUAACCGGUACCGGUGUUGGUAUCUUAAAUCAGGCUUCAGAAGGAAGAUGGUUUAAUAAAGCUAUUGAAGAAGCAAAAAAUCUUGGUAUUAAUUUUCCGGCACCAUCACCUGCUGAUUAUGAUCGUGAAAUUACAAAAUUGGAAGGUCUUAUUCCAUUCAGUCCUAGCAAUAUUACAACUACAGAGACAACUAAACGAACUGACACUCCAUUAAUUACUCUGUUUCCGGAGGAGACUGAAAAGAUCAAUCCAAAGAAGAAAGAAAACCGGAAUAGUAUAAGUGAAAUUGAUGUAGAUGAAACUGGAGAAGUGAUUGAUCGUUUUCGGAAUAAGAAAAAUCCUGACAUAAAAGAAUUUAACGAUUGUGAUCAUGAAGAAAAACAAACAGAUAAAAAAUUAGAAUUGGUUAAAGAGAAAGUGGCAAAAUUAGAACGAUUUAUCGCAUUGCUAUAUGAAAGUAACAUAACGGAAAAUGAUUUAAAUAAAUUGAUGCAAUUGCUCGAACGGGAAAAAACGGUUAAAUCGAAAUCAAUCAACAAAUCUUCCAUCACUGCUCCACCGAUAAUUUUUCGACGUAUCGGAUCGGUUAGUAUCACCGAUAACGAAGAUAACGAUCUACUUCCAUCUACUACUACACGAUCUCGAGCGAGAGCAGUUAGGAUCAAAUAUGAACCGCACAGUGGGUCAAUAAUCGAUUCAAGGUCUACAAUUUUUAAUCGUCCUAGGAAGUAUCCACGUCGAGUAGCAUAUCGAGCUCGAUUACCUUUUCUUACCAAUGCAACUCAUAUUGAUGUGCAGUCAGAAACAAACAUGAAUAAAAGAGUAAUUCCACAAAUUCACUUAACAGAACAAAAGUCAGAAAUCCUGGAACAGCCAUUUUUGCAACCAGCUGUUCCGAAUUUAUUUGGACAAGCACAAACUCCAUUAGCUGCGCCAAUUUUUGGAAUUUUUCAAACUCCAACAUUUGCACCGCCAAUUUAUCCACAAGCUAUGAAUGUUAUUCAAUCCCAGCCUUCUUCAUACACAACCAUUUUAGAAAAUCAUAAUCAAAAUAAUAGGUUACAGUUUUAUCAGAAACCUGCAUAUAUUCUAGAACGACCGAAUAUGUAUUUUAAUUCAAAUUCUAAUUUAUUAAUUCCUCCUUUCUAUAAUCAAAAUUCCUCAUGA
Cercopithifilaria johnstoni is the source of this 1350-nucleotide messenger RNA. NCBI's taxonomy places the organism in Eukaryota, Metazoa, Nematoda, Chromadorea, Rhabditida, Onchocercidae. The record is from the annotation of a GenBank genome assembly.